Molecule: messenger RNA, 1174 nt
Organism: Trifolium pratense (red clover)
Lineage: Eukaryota; Viridiplantae; Streptophyta; Magnoliopsida; Fabales; Fabaceae
Product: reticulon-like protein B21
Exons: 4
Coding region: 373-873 (166 amino acids)
Source: RefSeq, a predicted model, not a curated record
CGGUAGUGGAAUCCUAAUAGUGUUAUUAUUUUUUUCAUAUUCCCACUUUUCACUACCGAUCUAGGAUUCACCGGUAGUGGAAUCCUAAUAGUGUUAUUAUAUUUUUCAUAUUGUCAUUUUCAUUCCCAAUUUUCAUACGCGUUCAAUCUCCCUCCCACUGCAAACUCUCCAUUCUCAAUCGUCCCAAGUUCUUCCAAAUCGUCCCAAGUUCUUCAAAUCAAACACUCCAAUUUCCCAAUCAUUCUCCAAUCUCUCCAUUCUCCAUUCUCCAUUCUCCAUUCUCCAAUCUCUCCAAUUUCAUUCGGUUUCAUUCUCCAAACCCUAGAAUGCUUGAAUCGCCUCCAAAUUUCUUCGUUUUUAUUCGGUAAAGGUAUGAAUAAAUCAAACUUCCUCCAAAUUUCAUUCGUUUUCGUUUUCAUUCAUUUUCAUUCUUGUUCAUUCGUUUUCAUUCGCUUGGGUUUUCAUUCGUUUUCAUUCACGUCGUUUUCGUGGGUCUGUGAUGUUCAUUUCUGUGUGGGUCUGUGUUUUUUUGUGUGGGUUUUCAUUCUUCUUCUGCUUGGAGUUUUUAUCGUACCAAAGAUCUGCUCUUCGUAUUCAGCACAGUUAACUGCUUAUGAUUUUAAAGAUUCGGGUCCAAAGGAAGAAGAACAUAUUAGCUUUCCACAAACCCAAAGCAAGUUGCAGAGUCUAGUGGAUUUAAUAAUGUGGAGAGAUGUUUCAAGAUCAGCAUUUGUGUUUGGUAUUGGAACAUUCAUUAUAAUCUCAUCUUCUUAUGCAAGGGAUAUCAAUUUGAGUCUUAUUUCUGCAAUCUCCUAUUUAGGCCUUGUCUACCUUGCAGUUAUCUUCCUCUAUAGAUCCCUAAUUUGCAGGUAAUAAUAAUAAUAAUAACUUACGCUUUUCCCGAUCUCUGCUCGUCUUAUGUAGAGACCGUUUAUUAUUAAUAAUAACUUACGCUUUUCCCGAUCUCUGCUCGUCUAGUGAUGAUGGUUUUAUGAAGGAAUUGGUAUUUUUGUGAUGGAAUUGGUAUUUUAUGAAGGAUUGGUAUUUUAGAAUUGGUAUUUUAGGAAUUGGUAUUUUAGGAUUGGUAUUUUAGGAAUUGGUAUUUUAGGACUGUUUAUCAGGUGAUGGAAUUGGUAUUUUAGGAUGUGCAUACUGUUCUAGAGUUUUGAUUUUU